This is a messenger RNA of Periophthalmus magnuspinnatus, 1419 nucleotides long. It is a transcript of the gene selenof, whose product is annotated as selenoprotein F. The record is from RefSeq and is a predicted model, not a curated record. Gene Ontology annotation, molecular function: oxidoreductase activity. Gene Ontology annotation, cellular component: endoplasmic reticulum lumen. The transcript has 5 exons. Lineage: Eukaryota; Metazoa; Chordata; Actinopteri; Gobiiformes; Gobiidae.
CAAUAAAAAGGUCCUCGGAGCACUUUUUGCUAGCAGCCGCCUUCAAAAUGUCGGGAGAGGUUUAUCUCCUGUGGCUCGUGUCCCUUUUACAAACGCUGUCAGCGUAUGGAGCCGAGCUGUCCUCUGAAGCCUGCCGGGAGAUAGGCUUCUCCAGUAAUCUGCUGUGUAGUGGCUGUGAUCUGCUGGGGGAGUUCAGCCUCAACGCUCUGCAGCCCGACUGUCGGAGAUGCUGCCAGCAGGAAGCGCAACUGGAGGGGCGCAAGCUGUAUCCAGGGGCCAUCCUCGAGGUCUGUGGAUGAAAAUUGGGCAGGUUCCCACAAGUCCAAGCAUUUGUGAGGAGCGACAAGCCCAAGAUGUUCAAAGGUCUUCAGAUCAAGUACGUCCGCGGCUCCGAUCCGGUCCUCAAACUCCUGGACGACAGCGGGAACAUUGCCGAGGAGCUCAGUAUCCUCAAAUGGAACACAGACAGCGUGGAGGAAUUCCUUAGUGAGAAAUUGGAUCGAAUAUAGACCCACCAUCUUAAACUCAGACAUAAUCACUAUAUCAAAAAUGUACAAAGACUCUCCAACUUUGACUUCAUUCAAAUUGAAUUUUUAGACUUACAUUUUGAUAAUUAUUCCCGACUGUUUAGGAUUUAAAUAAUUCUACUAAGCCUUGUAAGAUUCAGACUGUUUUUUAUGGUUAAUGCUAGAAUGUUGGGUUGGGAGGGACGGUCCGCUGCAAAGUAUUUUUUAAGUUAGGAAAUGCGUUAUGUGUAAGGUUGGGCUUAGACAAAUGGUUAAGGUGAAGGUUGGCGUUUGGUAAGUUUAGGAAUAGGAUUAUAUUAAGGUGAGGGAAAUAGUUAAGAUUAGGGUUAGGGAAAUGUUUUGGGUUAGUUAACUUACCAUGUUGCCAAAAGUAACUUAAAAAAUAAAUUUGUCAUCCACUUGCCUUCUCUCAACUUACACCAUAAAAUAAAACAUAAAAUAGUCAAAAAUAUCACAUUUAGGCCUUUUCAGAGCAACAGAAGCUACACUUUACCUUUGCAACCAGAGCUAUGCGAUCACUUCCGUCCCUUCAGACCCGACUAUCUAGCACUAACCGUUUUGUAUCACCGGUAAGCAUUUGAUUUAAAGAUAUUUUUAGUUCUUGUCUUUUUGGAUCUUUCCCUUGUCCUGUACGUCCGAUAUUCUUGUAUGAUUAUUUUUUAUAUGGCUCGGCAUUGUGGGUUUUUGGUGACAGACUGGAGAGAUAGUGUUCCUAUGUAAAAACAGUCCUAUGGGAGCCCACCGUAGUGAAGAGGUCGCAGUAAACCAGUGCUCUGGCAUGUGACGUCUGAUGUUGGAGGCUUUGUCCAGAGACUGUGGUUUAUAAAGGAACUCUGUCUGUUUGGUUUGAAAAGGGAUGAAAUAUGCAACAAUAAAAAACAUACAAAUGUAA